Molecule: messenger RNA, 1170 nt
Organism: Symbiodinium sp. CCMP2592
Lineage: Eukaryota; Dinophyceae; Suessiales; Symbiodiniaceae
Source: the annotation of a GenBank genome assembly
AUGUCGGGCCCUUUCCGUGUGGCGCCCGUGGCAUUUGGAAAUGCGGACCCCGAGUGGCGGAACAACCGUGCUCAGGCGCCCCCCGAGCUUGGUAUUGUGGAGGCGGACCCUUACGGAACCUCUAGCUCCAGGAAGUGCGUCUGGGCCAUGAUGCUGGUUUCCAUCCUGCUGAUCUUGCACGUGCAGCGCGACCGAUACAUCGAGGCGCUUCGAUGGCACGGUGGCAUUAUGGACCACGGGCCACCGCUGGCCUGGGAGGUCCAGCCCAUUGUCCUCUCCAAUGACACCUACGAGGCCACCUUCCUGGCACCCUCCCUGCGCCGCGCGUCGACGUUCGUGAAGCUGGAGUCAGGAGCCCCGAUGGCAGUGAACGGCCUGGCCAGCACCGUUUUUUCGGAUGAGAACUUUCAGAUAAACACCACAGCCUCGACGGCCAAGGGGCCCCCUCAGCUGAGUAGCGGUGUGGGGUCCCUGGUCGUUGGCUCUUCCGCGUUGCGAGCUUGCCAUGGACACGGAGGGCCCGCGCCCUGUUUGGUGGCGGUCCAGCGGGCAGCCGGGCUUGCACCGAAAGAGGGACAGGGUCUCACCGCCUGCCAUCGCUUCGUCGCUGGCCACACAGUCGCCUCUCUGGCGCCGCUCACCGGAGCACUCUGCGUGAAGUCAUCGCAGAUCUACGCAGCCAUGGCAACAGCCACGGGCAACCGCUCGGAUGUAGUCCUUGCGUGGGAUCCGCGGGAUUCCCGUGCCAACUCUCGGCCAAACUCUUGCUUGGCCCUGGUUUCAUUCCCAAGCAUGCAAGUCAUGGGAAGCUUGGCGGUAGACCUGGCAUCGGCUGUACUGCACGACAAGGUCACCGGGUCCAUCAUUAUGCUCAGCUUCUCCCCGUCUCAGACGAUCGUUGCAGACCAGUAUCAUGCGGCGACCCUGAAGCCGAUGCUGAGAUACUCCAUACCCAUCUCUGUCGCCUGGCUACUGCAUGCACCGAAGAUGUCAGAUGGCUACCUCCUCUUUCUGGGAUCGGAGGCGCCUUUCGUGGGCUCGAUCUUCGCUGUGGACCUGAGACGGCAGCUGAUCUACCAGCAGGACCCGCCAUCUGCCCCGCACGCACAGCGGCCACGCCGGUGGGUGCUGCCCUACGAGAGCCUAGGCGAAGAGGUGUUCAUAACUUAA